AACCACUUGGGCUAGAGCUUGGGCUUUCGCUGGGUGCCUGGCUUGGAUUGCCCGUUGGGCUUAUGCUGGGUUGCAUACUGGGACUAACACUGGGAGAACCAGUGGGAUUCUUGCUAGGUGCAGCACUGGGUCUGGAGCUUGGACUGCCACUGGGGGAUCCAGUAGGAAUUGAACUGGGACUUGCACUCGGACCAGCACUUGGAACGCCAGUUGGGCUGUGGCUGGGCUCUGCGCUUGGACUGGCACUUGGGCUAGUGCUGGGUGUACCGGUUGGACUGGUGCUUGGGAAAAAACUAGGGCUGGCACUGGGGCCCGCACUGGGUGUUCCUGUAGGACUGCCACUUGGAGAAGAACUUGGACUUGAGCUUGGGCGCGUGCUCGGUGCCCCUGUUGGUAUGCCAGUGGGGUUGUCACUGGGAGUGGAGCUCGGUGAGGUGCUUGGUGCUCCUGUUGGGAUUCUGCUGGGGCUGCUGCUCGGGGAUUCACUGGGGGGAGCACUUGGCCUGCCUGUUGGGGAACCAGAGGGUGCAUUGCUUGGCAACUCGGAUGGCAUCAUGCUCGGUGGCUCACUAGGACCAGAACUAGGAGUGGCACUUGGGGUUCCCGUGGGACUCCCGCUGGGAGCAGAACUAGGGCUCGAACUUGGGGCAGCACUUGGCAAGGCAGUUGGUGCAACAGAGGGGGCAGCACUGGGUGAUCCGGAAGGGUCGGCACUUGGUCGUCCAGUUGGGCUUGAGCUUGGUGUUUCACUAGGACUAGUGCUUGGAGAAACACUGGGGUUCACUGUUGGAGAAGCACUGGGAGCAACACUUGGGGACACACUGGGAGAUUCACUAGGCUGGCCUGUAGGACUUCCACUGGGAGAAGAACUAGGCGUCACGCUGGGGUGAGCACUUGUGGUGCGUGUUGGUGACCCAGAAGGGACAGAACUCGGUGAUUCAGAUGGUUUCCCACUCGGUGGUCCAGUUGGAGUGGAGCUUGGUGAUGCACUAGGGGCAGAGCUUGGGGAAGCACUGGGCUGACCUGUUGGAGUGGAGCUGGGUGAAUAGCUGGGGGUUUCACUGGGUGCUACACUUGGACCUAUGGUGGGUGCCUGGCUUGGUGAGAUGCUGGGAGUUCGACUGGGACUUGCACUGGGUGUUUUGUUUGAGGCUGUGGUAGGUGUGUUACUUGGUGUUGUACUUGGUUCAUUGCUUCGACUGGUGCUUGGAUCUGAUGUAGGACUACCUGAGGGCGACAAACUGGG
This is a messenger RNA of Seminavis robusta, 1246 nucleotides long. Lineage: Eukaryota; Bacillariophyta; Bacillariophyceae; Naviculales; Naviculaceae. The record is from the annotation of a GenBank genome assembly.